CUCUGACACUGAGUCACAACUCGGCUCACUCAACAUUGAAAAGUCAGCGAUAAAUCACCACCACCACCUCCAUUGGAGAAAAGAUGCUUCGCCGUUUGGGUCUAUCUCUCUGACACGCGGCGGUUUGGGCCGGUUGUUUUUGGGCCCAAUGUCGAGCAGUAUAAUAAUGAGAAGCAGUAGUGUUAUUGGUAUAACGCAAGAAAAGAGUGAACGUAUCGUUGUCUAGUGUCUUUCGUUCUCGUUCUCGUGUUUCUGAAGAUGGCGCUAACAAUACUACCAGAAAGAUUCCCAAUUGGUCUACGGGUUCUCGCCCUUGAUGUUGACACAACUCACCAUCCCAUCCUUCACGCAAUGGGUAAUCGAUUUCAAUACCAAGUCAUGUCUUCUCAUUACUCUACCAAUUCUGUCAUGGAGGCUAUCACAAAAGGGGCUUCUGAUUAUUGGAUUAAGCCAUUGGAAGAACGACACUUCCAGACUAUGUGGAAGCAUGUCGUAAAAGACAUCUUCCAUAUGAACAACAAAAGGGGAAGAGAACAAGUCGAUGUUCCAAAACAAACAAUUGAUGAAAACCAUAAUCAUAAUGAUGAUUAUCCAUCCCCGGCAAAGAAGUUCCGGUGGUCAUGGACUCAACAGUUGCAUAAUCAAUUCGUAACGGUGGUCAAUGAAUUAGGCAUUGAAAAUGCAAAGCCCAAAAAAAUACUCAAAAUAAUGGAUGUUCCGGGUUUAACCCGAGAACACGUUGCUAGCCAUUUGCAGUUCACCAAGUUGCUCACUGGACUUGCCUAUGAGACAAAGUAGACUUCAUAUUGAUGAGCUCCAUCAAUAAGCAAAGGGUUUCAUGGUUCAAGUUUGUUGACCGCAUAUAGACAACUUUCACAUGCUUGGUAUACAACAUUGUGUCUUUCCUAUUUUUAUUAUUUGUGAUUGAAGAUUGUUGGCACAAAUUGAAGGUACAUAUUCAUAUAUAAUAUUAAUCAAUCACUGCUUCUAAAAGGAGAGAACAUUUCUUUCCACACUCAGUAGACACUUUCACUGUUGGAAUUUGGCUUGUAUUAUGAGACAUUGCAUUUGCAGGUCCUAGCGCUUGGAUGUGAGAACUCACAAAUGUCUUAAGUGUUGUAUAAUGAAAGGACAAACAAGGUAUCAUGCAUCAGCCUUUCACAUGUUACAAUGUUCGAUAGAAAAACAGUUACUUUCUUCGACAAUCAAAGGUUAUAUGGUAGCUUACAUUUCUUGCCUUAUAUUUCCAUUCAUUUCAGAGGAUCAAAGUAAAUUGCUAUUUAUUGAAUUUAACGUUUUUUAGUAUUAAUGUUUGCUUAAAGGAUUAGAUUUAUGCUCAAAGAAUAGUUGGGAGGAUCCAACUUUAGUUUUAAAGGGCACAGACAUUGCUCUAUAAUAGAAUUGUCAUAAUUAGGAUAUUGAAACUUCAUUGCUAACAAAUCAGGGGUUGGAAAUGUGUGUAUGUAAACUUUGUCAUUUGAGAAAAUUGUAUUUUGGGUGACAUGAAUUAUUAUUAUUGAUUUGUUAUAGUUUUUUUUUUUUAUUACCUAUUAAAUUCAACUUUGUCAUUUGAUUAUGUUUUA
Messenger RNA from Cicer arietinum (chickpea), 1583 nucleotides. RefSeq names its product two-component response regulator ARR12-like. Gene Ontology annotation, biological process: cytokinin-activated signaling pathway; regulation of DNA-templated transcription. Gene Ontology annotation, cellular component: nucleus. The record is from RefSeq and is a predicted model, not a curated record. Lineage: Eukaryota; Viridiplantae; Streptophyta; Magnoliopsida; Fabales; Fabaceae. Gene Ontology annotation, molecular function: DNA-binding transcription factor activity; DNA binding.